This is a messenger RNA of Sus scrofa (pig), 5252 nucleotides long. RefSeq names its product gasdermin E (gene GSDME). The record is from RefSeq and is a predicted model, not a curated record. Gene Ontology annotation, biological process: programmed cell death. Gene Ontology annotation, cellular component: cytoplasm. Lineage: Eukaryota; Metazoa; Chordata; Mammalia; Artiodactyla; Suidae.
AGGUGUUUUUGAGCGCUGGCUGUCCUGAGCUUCUCGCUGGGGGCCCUGCAGCAAACGCUGCGCUCUCCUUCGCCACAACCUGGUGUCUUGUAGAUUGGCUUUACUGUGCGUGAAGACGAGCAGAGUCUGGUUCCGUCAUAAGAUGGCAUCAAACGAUCUGGGUUUGCAUUUUGCCUCCAUCUCGUCCCAGCUCGGUGAACUUCCUAGCUUGUGCCUCAGUUUACACAUUUGUAACUUGGACCUUCAACCAGUUACUGGGAGGAUUAACUGAAUCAAUCAAUGCAGCUGGUUUCCGGUUGUGCUUCCAGAUCUUUCUAAGUGACCGCUCCGAUCAUAUCGCUCCCUGCAUAGCCUCUCAGAAGCCUUCCACUGCCCAAGCCCCCAGCAGGAGGGGCACAGGCCUUCAGGACCUGGACUGAGACCUCCUCAUCCUUGUCCUUUGCCCUUCUCCUCUCUAGAACCUGGCGCUGCUGUACAGGUCAUCUGGAACUCUCAAAAUGUUUGCCAAAGCAACAAAGAAUUUUCUUAGGGAAGUUGAUACAGGAGGUAACUUGACUGCAGUGUCAAACUUGAAUGACUCUGAUAAAUUACAACUUCUAAGCCUGGUGACCAAGAAAAGGAGAUUCUGGUGCUGGCAGAAACCCAAGUACCAGUUUUUAUCUGUCACCCUUGGAGACGUACUCACAGAAGACCAGAUUCUGAGUCCAGUGGUCGUGGAGUCGGACUUUGUGAAGUACGAGGGCAGGUUUGAAAACCAUACGCGUGGGGCCCUCAAGACGGCGCUGGGCAAGGCCAAGCUGACCCUUGGAGGCAAAGGCUUCGUGGAGAGUCAGUCGUCGUUUGGAACCCUGAGGAAGCAGGAGGUGGACCUGCAGCAGCUCAUCAGGGAUGCCCAGGGGAGAACAAUCGAUCUGAAGAAUCCUGUGCUGCAGCAGGUGCUGGAGAGGAAGAAUGAGGUCCUGUGUGUCCUGACACAGAAGAUCGUGACGACGCAGCAGUGUGUGAUCUCCGAGCACGUCCAGAUGGAGAAGUGCGGCGUGGUGGGGAUCCAGCUCAAGACUGUGCAGGUGUCAGUGAUGGACCGCGGGAACAUCAGCAAGGGCAGCAACGUGGUGCUGGAGAUCCCGGCGCCCACCACCCUGGCCUACGGCGUCAUCGAGCUGUACCUGAGAGUGGACGGCCAGUUCGAAUUCUGCCUCCUCCAAGAGAAACACGGCGGCUUCCAGCAGACAAGGGAGAGCAGCUGUGCCUCGCUGGAGCCCCUGCCCCUCCUAGAGCUUGGGUUCUGGGACAUGACAGAUGCUUUGCAGGGGGCGUCCGUCGUGGAUGAGCCACUGGGUGUUCUGAAACAAGUCACGUGGCUCUUGAAGAGGAACGUCCAUCCCUUUGCGGAGCUGCCGGAGCCGCAACAGACAGCUCUGAACGAUGUGCUCCAGGAGGUCCUGUUUGAUGAGGAGAUGCUCGUGGUCCUGGAACAAGUGUGUGACAGUGUGGCCAGCAGCAGACUGUUGCCCCCUCUGGCCGGGCUGGGGGAGCUGAAGCCUUCACAGCAGCAGCAGCUCAUGGCCUUCCUGCAGCUGGCGGGGUGCAGCGUGCAGGGUGGGGUUCCGGACCCAGAGGAUGUGGUCAGCAACCGGAAACUCUUUUCUACGGCCUACCUCUUGGUCAGUGCACUAGCAGAAAUGCCAGAUAAUGCAGCAGUUCUGCUGGGCACUUGCUGUAAGCUCCAGAUUAUUCCUACACUGUGCCACCUGCUCUAUGCUCUGUCUGAUGAAGGCAUGUCGGAUCUUGAAGACCCAAUGCUGGCUCCUUUGAAAGACGCGGAGACCCUUGAGAUCGUGCAGCAUCUGUUCGCCUUAGCUGACAUUAACCUGGAAAUGCUGCAGUCAUCUGUGCAAGCUACUGCAAGCAAGGACCCUGCAGUUCUCCCACUGAUUCUUUAUAUAAGCCUGAAUGGACUCUGUGCUCUAGGAAGAGCACAUUAAUAGCAAUAUAUGUGGAUUACAGGUACAGGCACACCUUGUUUUAUUGUGCCCUCACCGAUAGUGUUUUUUUUUUUUUUUUUUUUUAACAGAUUGAAAGUCGGUGGCAACCCUAUGGUCGAGCAAGUCUAUUGGCACCAUUUUUCCAAUAGCAUUUGCUCACUUUGGGUCUCUAUCACAUUUUGGUAAUUCUCACAAUAUUUCAAACUUUUUAAUCAUUAUUAUAUUUGUUAUGGGGACCUGUGAUAUUCAGUGUUACUACUGCAAAAAGAUUACAACAUGCUGAAGACUCAGAUGAUAAUUAGCAUUUUUUAGCAAUGAAGUAUUUUAAGGUAUAUACAUAUAUAUGUGUAAUGCUACUGCACACUUUAAACAGACAAGGUAGUAUAAACAUAACUUUUACCUGCACUGGGAAACGAGCACAUUUGUGUGACUUGCUUUAUUGCAGUGGUCUUGAAGUGAACUUGUAGUAUCUCUGAGGUUUGCCUGUAUGUGACAUCAGCCAAGGCUGGCUAUUUUUCAGCAUCUUCAAGAUACUACCUUUGGGACUUAGGGUCACCACGUUAAGACAUUGAUCAAGGACGUUAAUUUACAGAACAGUUUUACAAAGUGGUGACUUUUUGCAUUAUGAUUGGCUUGAGUGUGGCCAUCAGCUCCUCUGUGAACAGGAUCUUUUCCAUAGCAGGCCCUCCUGUGCUGGUGACUCAGUGGCCAAGCUAGACCCCAGCUCCAGAGAAGCUACAGGCAGGUUGAGACUUCCAAGCUACUACUAUACAGGCAGACCUUUUCUCUGCUGAAAAGCGGGUCUAUCUGUCACUUUCUUCUAUUUCCCACUUUCUGUUAAACAAAUACAGAUGAGGCUGACACUCUGAUCCAGAAACUCAUUUUAAGUUGUGAAGGCUGUGGGGAUGCAAUUUCUCUUCGUAGAAGGCUGCAUUUUGGAGGUGCUGUGUGCUAUGCGAUGGUUGAAAAAUGAACUGGAAAUGCCAGUAGAGUACACAUAUUCUUCUGCUAAACAAAAUCAUACGAAAAAAUAACCUAACAGCAGGACACCCUUCCUUAGGGUCUAGCUAGAUGCAUUUUCUUUGACUUUGCCAUGCUUUGAUGAGUGGAUCAGUGUGGUUUCCCAUGCAUUCCAGCUAUUUAAUUUGUAAGAUACUACAUAUUGUGUCAAAGGAAACUUCGACCUGUAUAUACAUUGCUUUUUAUUGUCUUUCAUAUCCUUCUACUGGAAAUAGUCCGACUGUCUCCUGAGAGCCGCCAGUCUGUUGCUAACAUCCAGUGGGGACCUGAAGCCACUUCAGCUUCUCUUGGCAAAAAGCAGCAGGGAUCUACUGCUGGGAUUUGUCUUUAGGAGCAGGAGGCACUGGGGAUGAGGACUAGCAGUUGUUGGAGAGAAACCUGCCAUGCUAUUCAGCACCUGCUUUUUAUCUCAGUAUCACCUACUUAUUCCCUUUUUGUACUUAAUAUUUUAAUGGCUGUUAAUAAGGAAGAAAUGAAGCAAGUAACCCUUUCAUUACCUCUAUUAAAAAUUAGACUAAAUUAUGCAAACAUCAUGCAAAUACUUAUGUAAGGGGGGAAAAAAAGGAUACAGAGUUAUACUGUGUGGUGGCAACAACAUGAAAAAUAAGCACUUCAUAACACAAACUGGAAAGGAAUAUGGAAAAGUCAAAACAGUUGUGCCAACAUGGUGGCACUAUUCAUGCUUUUUGUCUGGUUUUCUGAAAUAAGUAUAAAGAACAUACUGCAGACAGAAUGUGUGAUAUGAAUCUGCUUGUGUAAAAAACAGACAAGCCUUGCAACUCAUGAGAAACCUCGUUUGAGUUCACAAGAAACCCAACAGUGUCUCCUUUGGGGAGAGGAGUGGGUCACCUUUCUAGUCCUCUUAGAAUUUUGUCUGAAUUAAAAAGAACAAACAAUAAAACAAUUAAAAACAACAACAAUACUCUACUGGCAUUUCCAGUUCAUUUUUCAACCAUCGCAUAAAACAUCAAAAACUAAGGACAGACUUAAGACAGAAAGAAAAGAUGUCAUCCAAACAAGUGCUGAAAGUUUGGGUUACCUCAGACAUUUGUACCUAAGGCAUUUGUCUGUUGCAGCAGUUGCCCUAAGACUGGCAGUUGGACUGUGUUUUAAACAUCAGCCAUUGACAAGGAAAUAGCCUUAUGUUGCUACAUCAGAGCCCCACUGGGAUGUGGUGGGUGAGGUGGGGCUGGGCUCCAGCGAAGGCGAGAUUGCGUUUGUGCCUCCAAAAGGUUCAUCUGACUAACCAGUAUCCUCACCAUUAAAUACUUUUAAUUUAAAAUGUAACUAUUUUUACUGCUUGAGAUCCAGAACCAUACUGCUUUUAAUAGCAAGAUUUGGAAACAAGUUCUAAAAUCCCAGAAUGCCUAGAAAUAAGAUCGUAUUUCCUGUGGGGAGCUGAGAAAAUGCAGGGACUCGAGGAAGGGACCUUGCCUGAUGGCGCAGGUUCCUAACCAAGGAAGGGAGCUCACCUGAACGGUACAAGCCGAAGGUGGGCUUCUGGUCAGGAUAAAAGCCUGCCUGUACGGUGCAAAACCGAGGGCAGGCCUCAGAUGACACGGCUCUCCUGUUGAUGUUGAUGGGGAAGAAUUGGGGCUUUCCCGGGAAAACAAUUUCCACGUUUGCGCGGGAGAACAUGGAUUGUUCCCCAGGUGACCUAGUCUUUCCUGUUGUUUUACUUAUUAUUCAGUUUUUCCUCAGUCUUUCCUGUUAUUUGCUUACUAUUCUUAUUUUACAUUCUUAUUCUCCUGUGGUGCUUUGUGAUUUAACAAAAUUACAACAAUAAUAUAAAAAUUUCAUCCUGAUGGACCUUCUCCUAUUCAAAUCCAAUUUAAUUAAAAACGUAGUGUUUAUUUACUAACUGGUUAUACUGUAAGCUUUAGACGUUGGAAUGUAAUACAGACUUAGAUAAAGUUAGACUUACAUUGUUCAUAGUCAAAGAAACCUAGCUAUGAGAGUUGCCCUUGAUUUUAGAAACUUUUAAGUGACAGCUAACUGAAGUUGGUUUUCUCAUACUGUCCUCCUGCCAUGACGCUUUGGGGAUAAGCACUAAUCUAAAAACAAGACUUGUGAAUGCCACAUCCUUAUGUCUGUAGCCUUUUGGGAAACAUGACCUGGGAGUUAAUUUUUAGAACUUGACCUUCAGGUGUACUUUUAAUAUUGUGAUGUAAUUGAAAACUGUCUUAUAAAACAAUCAUCUAUGCCAAUAAAAUUUGAGCAGUUCAGCACCCUGAAAGAAGGGACAAA